This is a messenger RNA of Penicillium cinerascens, 1287 nucleotides long. RefSeq lists its product as uncharacterized. The record is from RefSeq and is a predicted model, not a curated record. Lineage: Eukaryota; Fungi; Ascomycota; Eurotiomycetes; Eurotiales; Aspergillaceae. Bases 1 to 1287 code for a protein of 428 amino acids. The transcript is spliced from 5 exons.
AUGUCUUUAUCUUCCAGCCAGCUGCGCUGGGGACGAGUACUGCUCAUCCUUCUUGGGGUGCUCGCCCUUCUUUAUCGCUUCUGGCCGGUUCCACCUAAUCAAAUUUCGAUCACACAACACCCGCAUGACUGGGUCUGGGACGAAAUACCCAUUAUCGAAAACCAAACCCUAGGUUUUGGGAAGGUUUUUGCCAUCAAUUUGCCCAACCGGCCGGACAAGCGUGACAACCUUGUCUUAGGUUCAUCGGUCUGCAAUUUCCAAGUCGAAUUUGUCGACGGUGUAAUUCCGGACGCGAUCCCACCUAAAACAUAUCCAUACAACUGGAACCCCCACCACACCCCAAGCGAGUAUGCUGCUCGCCGGGCACACCUGAAUGGAAUACGACGAAUCGUCGAACAAGGGCUAGGUAGCGGAGUCAUCAUCGAAGACGACGCCGACUGGGAUAUAAACAUCAAAACCCAACUCCAAAGUUUCGCCCUCGCAAUCCGUGGACUCCAAGGCACAACCAACUCACCUACAUCAUCACCAUACGGCGACGACUGGGAUAUUCUUUGGCUCGGACACUGCGGUCUAGAAUGUAAGACCAAUCUCCCAUACUACCAAAGUGCAGACGACCCUACCGUCCCUGAGGCCCGUCACUUUCUUCCAUAUUGGCGCGAACCUCCCCCAGUCGAACGGCCCGACCGUUCCCGAAUGGUCUGCACCGCUAAAGAUGCCGUCUGUACGAGUUUCUACGCUGUGAGCUAUCACGGUGCACAAAAGCUUCUCGCCGCAUUGUCCGUAAAUCCAUCCGGUCUUGCUGAGGAAAUUGAUAUCGGCGCACAAAUGGACGUAGCGCUAGGCCGUAUGUGCGGUCAUGGGUACUUACGGUGCUUUGCACCAUAUCCUGCCAUCACAGGUACUUUCCGCUCCGCUGGAGCGGCAGAGAAAGGCUCUGACAUUCACCAAGAAGGAGAAGGGGAUACAGUUAGCUUUGCUAGCUGGGGAAUGCUAUACAGUACCAUGUUGAACGUGCAGCGUCUUCUCAGAGGACAGCCUAUAAAGGCAACAUGGGGCGACGUUGAUAAGCCAAUGAUGGUCCCGGAGCACAUUGGAGUUCGAGAAGGAAAGCUCUACAUGAAGACAAAAAAUGGACCACAGAUUGUUGAGACAGUGGCUGUGGAUGAAAAAUAUCGGAGCCGCAGAGCCAUGGGUAUGGUCAUUGAACUCUUCAUUGAAGCCAGCUCUCUCCUUCAUUCUUCCCCCAAGGACAUCUUCCCAGCCGAGUGGGAAGUCAACAUGAUGUAA